Messenger RNA from Exophiala aquamarina CBS 119918, 1938 nucleotides. RefSeq lists its product as uncharacterized. The transcript has a single exon. The record is from RefSeq and is a predicted model, not a curated record. Bases 1 to 1938 code for a protein of 645 amino acids. Gene Ontology annotation, molecular function: FAD binding. NCBI's taxonomy places the organism in Eukaryota, Fungi, Ascomycota, Eurotiomycetes, Chaetothyriales, Herpotrichiellaceae.
AUGUCGUCGGAGAUUCCCCUGUAUGACAUCGUCAUCAUCGGUGCCGGUCCUGUAGGAUUGUUGCUCUCAGUUUGCCUCUCGAGAUGGGGCUACAAAGUCAAACAUAUCGAUAACCGGCCAGUACCUACUGCUACUGGAAGAGCAGACGGCAUUCAACCCAGAUCAAUUGAAAUCCUGAGGAACCUUGGAUUAAAAUCAAAGAUUAUGGCUCAUCAUCCGGCCAGAGUAUUCGAGGUAGCAUUCUGGGAUCCAGCUCCUCAAGGGAAAAUUGUGCGAACUGGUACCUGGGCAAGCUGUCCGGAAUUCCUUGACGCCCGAUAUCCAUUCACAGCACUCCUCCAUCAAGGACUGAUCGAAAGAGUGCUUAUCGAGGACAUCGAAAAGAACGGAACGACAGUCCAACGGCCGUGGACUAUUGCCGGGUUCGCAACCAACCAUGCGAAUCCCGACUACCCGGUUGAAGUCGAGUUGAAGAAUCUCGACAGCAACGUGUCGGAGACUGUCCGUGCGAAGUACCUCUAUAGCGGAGAAGGAGCACGAAGCUUUGUCCGUGAGCAAUUAGGCGUUCAGAUCCGUCACAAGGAUCCCAUCUCUCACGUCUGGGGUGUCAUGGAUGGUGUUGUCCGUACCAACUUCCCGGAUAUCAAGAUGAAAUGUACCAUUCACUCCGACCACGGCAGCAUUAUGGUCAUCCCUCGCGAGAACAAUAUGGUCAGACUGUACAUUCAGAUUGCAAGUUCGACAGAUCCCGAUUUCAACCCACGGAAAACUGCAACCGUCGCGGAAGUGCAGGCGGCUGCUAAGCGCAUCCUGCAGCCUUAUUAUCUCACGUGGGAUCGAGUGGAAUGGUAUUCUGUUUAUCCGAUUGGCCAGGGUAUCGCUGACAAGUAUACUCUGGACCAUCGUGUCUUCAUGGGAGGUGAUGUCUGCCACACUCACUCUCCCAAGGCAGGCCAAGGAAUGAAUACCGCUUUCCAUGACGCCAUCAACUUCGCAUGGAAGAUGCAUCUAGUGGAGUCAGGCUUUGCCAAACGAGACACGCUUGAGACUUACGAGGUCGAACGCAAGUUCAUUGCUGAAACCCUGCUCAACUUCGACAACAAGUAUGCGGCGCUCUUCUCACAAAGACAACCCACAGCAGACGAGGUCUCCGAUGCAACCAAAGGCCCCGAGGGAGCCGAGAAUCCAUUUGUGGAGAUGUUCAAGGCCAACUGCGAGUUCACUUCUGGUUUCGGUGUCGCCUACAAUGGCAACAUUUUCAACCAUACGAAGGAACAUGGUUUUCAACAUCCCCUCCUGAUCACAGAUUCACCGACACUCCGCUCAGGUCGCAUUAUUCCCCCAGCAGAUGUAACACGUGUUGUUGAUGCCAACAUGGUGCAUCUAGAAAACGAGAUCCCAUUCAAUGGCGCAUUCCGGUUAUUCGUGUUUGGAGGACUUUCUGCAUCUCCCAAGAAGGGACAACAUAAGGCUCUCGCUGACCUGUCAUCUGGACUCUUGAAAGCCGGUUCAUUCUAUUCUCGUUUCGCAUAUGAUGACCAGAAAAGGGACAUCCAUCACGACAGCGACAACCCACAUUCUCGGUUUUUUUCUCUUGCACUUACACUCGCUGCGAGGAGGCCUGAAAUUGAGAUCUCAGAGCUACCAGAGUUGUUCCAUGAUUACAGUGGACGCAUCUAUGCAGAUGAUCGACGGGACCUCAAAGUGCUGGACGCAAAAGCUUCAGCACAUGCUAAGGCUGGCCUGACAGACGGUGAAGGUGCUGUGGUUGUAGUGCGACCCGAUGGACAUGUUGGUGUUGCUAUCCGGUUGGUCGAGGGUAACGGCACGGUUGAGGCGCUCGAGGGAUACUUCAAGGGCUUUACCACCCAAAACUCCCUAUCGCCGCCAGACAGAAGACUCGGUGGUGGUGCCGAGCAUGUUCGUGCACAACUGUGA